AUGGACAACCCUCCACACAUGCUGGUGGCAGAGUUCUACUCGGACACGGGUUGGAGUAUCGAUAAGCUCAAGCAAUGGGUCCUGGACCACGUUAUUGCGCGGAUUGGCCAGCAGUGGCUGUUCCCUGAGCUUGCGGAUGACAUGGUUUGGAUCCCCUCUGCAUCUAGGCAUUUUUCUGUUAAUUCUACUUGGGAAUGUCUCCGGCAGACCAGGAGUUCCGCGACGUUAUUUCGCAUGAUUUGGAAUGAAAUUCUGCCACUUAAAGUCUCUUUUUUCGCCUGGCGGGUGUUGCACAAUUGGCUGCCGCUAGAUGCUACUAUCAGGACUAGGGGUGUAGUGCUGGCAUCGUGUUGUCAUUGUUGUCGCCAAGAGGAGGAAUCGCUCAAUCAUCUGUUCCUUCAGGGACCAGUUGCGUCAAGGGUAUGGGAGCACUUUGGACGCCGAUUUGGCAUCUUGGAUGUGGUGCGUUACUCACUAUCCUCGGUGUGGAUGUCAUGGAAUCGAGCCCGGUUUGAGAAUCUAGCUUUUGAUGCCCAGCAGGUCAUUGUCAUGAUUAAUAGUUUUGUCGAUCAGUUGGGGGCCGCUGGGAUUCUUAAAGCCCCGCCCUUCAAGGGGGAUAGCGACGUCCCGUGGGCUGCUUGGGUGGGUCGGAGAGCAAGGCGGGUUGAAUGUCGAGCGGUGUCCUGGCAGCGCCCACCUCUGCAUCACUAUAAGCUGAAUACAGAUGCCAUUGUGUACCAGGGGCGAGCGUCGGGUGGAGGACUCCUCUGCGACACGAGUGGGAACUUGAUUUUUGCCUUCUAUAAAGAAUUUGGAGAGGCAAAUGUUUUAAUGGCUGAAAGUUUGUCAUUGUUACAUGGACUUUUGUUAUGCUCGGAAUGGCAUGUCCAAAACUUGCUGGUGGAGGUAGACUCCGAGCUUUUGGACUCCUCUUCACCAAUAAGGCAUGUUUUUAGGGAAGGUAAUGGUACAUCAGACAAGUUGGCAGGCCUGCGACUGCCGAAUAACUCUUUCUUUCCCUCCUAUCUGCAUCUUUCUGUGUCGGUUAGAACAUCUCUACUUCUAGAUAGCAGGGGGUUUCCGCAUGUUCGUCUUUGCACGGGGCUGUAA
Molecule: messenger RNA, 1110 nt
Organism: Coffea eugenioides
Lineage: Eukaryota; Viridiplantae; Streptophyta; Magnoliopsida; Gentianales; Rubiaceae
Exons: 2
Coding region: 1-1110 (369 amino acids)
Molecular function (GO): RNA-DNA hybrid ribonuclease activity; nucleic acid binding
Source: RefSeq, a predicted model, not a curated record